GUGUAUCGGAUCAUCGCAGCCAAGCUGCCGCCACUAUUGAUAGCGGCGGGAUCGCUCGAGCCAGCGGUCGAAGCGUUUAGAGCGAUAGCCGCAUCCAGAAGGGUCAGUGCCGUCGUUGGGGGUGAGGCACGCGGAGCCAAAGCGGAAGGUGACAGAGCAGACAGACGGCGCAGGUUAUUGGGACGAGUCGCUGGAAGGCGACCAACGGCGCGCACUGGCCCGAACGUUAAAAAAGCAGCACCGGCGGCUCUCGGCAGAAGAAAACGACGACGGCGAAGGCAACGCGUGGACGCUGCUGGUGGACCCUCGGAAAUCACGACCGAUAGCAGCAACACUGCGGGUCGAAUUAGUGCUCCCGUUGCAAAAAUGGUCGUAGCAUCCACCGGUCAUGGCAGCAGCAGUAGUAGUAGCAGUAGCAGUAGUAGCAAUGGCAGUAUCGGAUUGCACGCGACCGCUACUGCCCAUACACGUAGUGGAAAUGGGAGCAGUCAGCAGAAGGCAGGUUAUUUUCCCGUACCGGCCAGCGGAACCGGGAUGACACCAAAAGAACUUUCAGACAACGAUGACCUCGCGACUGGGCUGGUAUUGGAUCCGAUUCUUGGCUUUCAAACGCACAAGAUGAACCUAAAGUAUCGACCGCUGCGGGUUAACACCGAUCCGAUCAAGGACAUCCUGGAGGAGUUUAUCCGCACCCAAAAUUACGCCAAAUGCUACCAGCAGCUGAUGAAGGGGAACUGGAUUCCACGGGCAGUGCUUAAUAAGAGCAAACUGGCGCAGAAGCGACUGGAAGCACAUAUUUAUCGAUACCUGCGUGUGUUCGAUCGGAAUGCGGGCUUCGUGAUAGAAGGCUGCUAUCGGUAUUCGCUCGAAGGUCAGAAAGGGGCGAAAAUUUGUUCGACGAAAAAAUGGCUGAAGAACGAGAAGAUUGAAUGCUUGGUCGGGUGCAUUGCCGAGCUGACGGAGAAGGAGGAAGCGAUGCUGCUGCAUCCGGGCAAAAACGACUUCUCGGUAAUGUACAGCUGUCGUAAAAACUGCGCCCAACUGUGGCUGGGACCGGCUGCGUACAUUAAUCACGACUGCCGGGCGAACUGCAAGUUUGUCGCCACCGGAAGGGACACCGCAUGCGUGAAGGUGUUGCGCGAUAUCGAGAUUGGCGAGGAGAUUACCUGCUUUUACGGGGAAGAUUUCUUCGGGGACAAUAAUCGAUAUUGCGAGUGCGAAACGUGCGAACGCCGAGGAACCGGAGCAUUCGCCAAAGACAAAGAUGGGGAGGAGCAAAGCCCGAACGGAGUCCGGUAUCGGCUGAGGGAAACCGAUAAUCGACUGAAUAGACUGAAAAGCAAAAACACCCAAACGGCGGAUAAUGGCAAAACGACGAUCGGAAAGACCGAACCGCCGUCAGCGCUGACCGCACUGAGCAUGAAGGAGCUUCGCGAGAAGGGAAUGACCAAGUAUGAUGCGGAAAUGCUGCUGGCCCAGCAAAGCCGUCAUUCGCCGCGGAAGGUGGUCGCUACGACGGACUCGAUGGAGACGCCAAAAACGCCUUCAAAACCAAGCGAUAAGUCUUUGUCCCCUUCCGGGGAGGAGUUGACGCAGAAGCGAGCUACACGCUCGUCCCGGCGAUUUCAGCCCUCAAACGAGGAAAAAAGACAGCCAUCAACCGCAGCACCAGCAGAAAAUUCCCCCUCCCAGAAGACUACUGAGGAAGCGGCCACACCGGUCCCGCCGAGAAGCACACGAAACAGUAUGCGGCCUCUGCAGGAGAACGGCCGGCGCCGGUACAGCAGCAACAGCAGUGCCAACACCGACAUCUCCAGCAUCCUCUCGUCGACGUCGUCGUUCGUAACGGCUCGAACGUCCGUUCCGACGGCGGCCGAGCGUAAAAUGAUGCCUCGUGGCAUGAAAAACGCGACGGCCGUCGGCACCGAGGACGACAUCAUUGUGAUUGACGACGACCACAACAGCAACCACUCGUUUGCGUCGAAAAGCAGCUGCAGUGGGAUAUCGACGCUCUCGAAGAGCCAUCCGCCAAAGAACAACAGCAACAGCAACAACGACAGCGUCUAUGUGUUCAAUGAUCUCCUGGAAAACAACCUUCUCAACGGCUACACGCUGCGAAACUUCCACCAACACCAAGCGGCUCUGCAGCAGCAAGAGGAACAACGUUCCUCGCCCCGGCCGGCAGCCUUGACAAAACGACGUUCGACGCGACACUCGCCAGCGGCGGAAAACUUCAGCCCUCGCGUGACGCGCCGUAAGAAACGGCUUCUGGAAGACGACAACCAAUCAUCAGCCGAUCAGCCGUCAAAAUCAGCCAAAGUUCUGGAGGAUUCUCCAGUUUCACCGGCGGAAGCCCAGCAGCAGCACGCGCCCGAAGCCGCCAGCAGCAGUGGUGACAGCUCGAACCGAGGAAACCGGCGGAAGCAAAAACUGCAGACCAGAGUUAUGCUUGCGGACGAGGAAGCGGCCCUGCAGAAGCAGGUGCAAGAGGCGGAGGAACUGGAACGACUGGGCCGGUCCGGAAUCGGUCGUGUUCCGCGCCGGCUGCUGUUGGAUGCCGAAGAAGAAGAAGAGGAAGAUGAAGACGAUGUGAUCCUGUCGAAAGUAACCCAUUGUGAUGCAAGUAAUAAGAAUAAACUGUUAAGAAGUGGUAGCAGAGGCGGCGGACACGAAGAUGUGAUCGUUCUAAGCAGCGGCAGCAGCAGCAACGGUAGUACUAGUGGUAGUGAAAGUAAUAGUAAUAAGCCAAUAAUAACAACAGCUAGAGAUAGUAGAAGUGGUAGCGCUAGUGUAGACAAAGAUAACGUUGGUGGUGAAGCACAGCUUGCCUCGAAGACGGCGGUGAUUGGGUCGCGGAAGCGAAAAGUGUCGAAAAGUGAAUCGGAAAGUAGUUCCAGCUGGGAGAAUAAGGUUCCAGUGCAAAAGCAGCAACAGGCGUGUCACAUUCCCAAUCCGGAAACAUUGCUAAAGACGCCCGAACGACGCCUAAAGCUGACGCUACGCAUGAAACGCAGUCCGGUGAUUGACGAAAUCAUUGAAUCAGGUACGAGUCUAAGCGACGAUACGUGCAGCGCUCACAACUACAAGCCCGAAUACGAGGUUCUGCGCGUGGAAGGUAUUGCGGAGGAAAGCGAGCGGGAGGAGGACGACUACGAGGAUGACGAUGAGGAGGAUGAGUUGGACGACGAACUAACGUACAGCAGCAGUUGCAGCAGUAGACUUUCCCAGAAGCGUAAGAAACGUCACAAAUCUAAGGAAGCACGAAGACAUCGCAAGCGAGCCAAGCGUGAACUUCGCCGUCACACUCAUCAUCACCAUCAUCAUCAUCAUCAGUCGUCGUCGCUGCUUAGCCAACAGCACCACCACCACUCGCAGCAGCAGCAGCAACAGCCACCGCCACCGGUCAUCCUACAACCAUCUGCACUAGGGCCGGUGACGGCAGCUGUUACUGCUGCGGCCGCCGCUAACCUAACGCCACAGAAACGGUCGCCGAUGCAGUUUCCUGCACCCACCAAGCGACUCCGACUUAUAUUCGGCAACGAAACACGUACUAUCGACAUUCCACCGACUGCGAAAAUCUCCGCAUCGUCGUCUCCCUCCACAUCCAGCUCACUGCCACUGUCCCCAGCAGUCAGUUUAACGCCAAAUAGUCUCAACACUUCCAUCGCUAGCCCAAACACGCCCGGCAACAGCUGCACCAGCUUGCUGAUCAACAACACGCCCGGCGUUAUUGUCAGUCCAACGCGGUCCACCCUCGCAACUCAGUUUCCAACCUUCAACGGGUACGCUGCCAGUACGUUCUCUCGAUCUCCCUCGGCUUCUCAGUCAUCGCAGCUUCUAUUCGCAAACAGUUUAAACUCCGUCUCUUUCCUACCGACUAACAACGUUCAUCCCCAUCACAAUCUGUUCCAGUUUCAAACCAUGUCCACCUCUCAAUCCGAGUCUCAAUCUCAGCACCCGCAUAACGUCAUUCAGCACACGGGAAGCUUACUGCAAAAGCAACAGUCGCCCCAACAGCAGCAGCAGCAGCAAACAACGAUUCAACUGAACCUCAACAGUCACCAAAAUUCCCGGGGGUUUGGGGAACUUAGUCAUCACCAUCUAACCCACGCUAACCACCAUCAUCAUCAUCCACAGCAUCACCUUCACCACCCCCAUCACCAUCAUCAUAACCAUUCGCCCUUGUCUCCAUCGGUGGCGGGCGCUUCGGCAGCCAAUCCCCCCGUUAGCACCACACCGACCAAGUGCAGUCCGUAUCAACAACUGCCGGCCCUAACCGCUAGCCAGGUGGUGCCCGGUGUGGCCACCUUCAACUGACUGCUGGGGUCCAGUGGCGGAGUCGAACAACCACAGACCAUAGACUAUAGAUAGACACCUCCGUUUUCCUCUGCGGACCUCUGCUCUGCUUUUUCCUCCACAGACGAUAUCGCCGGAAACAAUGCGCCUUUGCUACGUGUGGUGGUACUCAAAGCGACGAAGUCGCCGACGACGACGACGGCGGUACUACUUGCUGGUGGUUGAACCCAAACACACUCAGUCACUGUCUGCUAUGCGAGCAAGCUUGUUCUUAUGAAAGUUGUAGCCAAUAUAGGGCCCCCUACCCCGUAAUAUCAUGCAACAUCCAAACAAACACCAUAGGCUUUACGUUGAUGUAGAAGGAAAAAAAGUUAUUUUACCCCCGUUAAGUAGUCUCAUUUCAUCCAAACCUAAUAUAUGAGGAAACUAGCAAACUAGCGAAAAAAAAAAAUUCUGAGCGUCUGAAUUCAGAUUUUCAUUUUAUUUACAAUUCGGUUCAUCUGUUAUUAUCAUCAUCAUCGGACGUAUAGGCAAAAAUAUACACUGUAAAUAUAGUAGCUACUAGGUAUUGAGGAAACAAAAACCAUACAAUUUAUUCUUACUUUCUUCUCCGUUAAAGCACAGAAGAUACAAGUUUGUCACCGAAACGUGACGUUGACGAUACUACAAACAGUUGAGAGAAGAAAAGUACGAAGCCUAGAAAGCCUAGAAGAUGAAUGUGUUCUAACCACGCCACUGUAUAGUUUUAGGUUAUAUCGAAAACAUAUAUUUUUUGUGUGUAGAAAAUCCCGUCAGAAUUUCCUAAAUCUGGGCAACUGCAGGACAGACGCAGGCAGGCAGGUUCACCCGAAUUCGGUGACUUCACACUAUCCACACUAAUCCGAAGACUGCGCAGCUCAAGAUUGGAUAGGUUUUGGUUUUGGAGCGCUAAUAACUCGGUCAGUUCUUAACCAAUUCGCACGGUAUUUGUAUCACUCGGUCAGAAAUCUUUCUACGAAUGCAUAAACGUCAAGCAUUGUCAUAAUUGAUGAAUCAACCAAUUACGUGCCAGCACAUUUUUGCUUCCCAAGUCUGGGAGAUGCGUUUUCCUUCGUUUCGAUUAGUGAAAAAACAGUUCAGUUUAGUUUGCUUUUGUUAUAGAGCCUUUAAUCUGAAGGGUCAUUCAGCUCGCUAGAUUUCACAAAUGUUAAUACUCUAUCUUCCCUAUCGUCAUCAAAGCAUACUAUUUCGCAGAUAUCAAACUCUAAAUUAAGGUUUCUGCUUGUUCCACCGAGAACUGUGUUCCACACAGCACGCAUUCGCAUCUCGUUUUUCAAUCAGUAGGGUAUGCCCGAUCCUCAACCGGGUCAAGCUGCUCUGCUCAGGCUCACUUCGAUUCUUCUCGUCCUAUUGUGCUUUCUCUUCCUUUGUCUGUUGGCCAUCGAAUCAGCUUCGAUAUUUCCUGGGAUUCCUGGUAUUCGACACAGCACAGCAUCCUUUCGGUCCAUUUCUAUUUGAGCCGUUCUGUUCCAAGGUGAUGGUUGGUGAUAUUCUCUUGAAUUGCUGAGACGCAGCUUGCUGAGUCCGUCGUGAAGAUGAUUGUUCUGUCUCGGGUCACACUUGACUUUAGAGCAUCCAGUUCUUCAUCCGGGGGACCAUCCGUGAACACGUGGGUAAGGCCGUGGAUUGCACUCUAGCUUUACUUGAUGCAUCCCCGACUUUGAAUUGACCUUUAAUCGACCAGUCUGCUGUCGGCACUGCAGAGUUCCAGUUCCUCCUGAUUAGCACUGGGAAGGGAAAAUGGAUAGUGCUUUUUUCUCCACCGGCUUGGAUGAUUUAGCGACAAGUUUCUGAUAUACCAACAGCUGGAAAGGAAACUCUCCGGAUUCAGCUCACAGUACUAACGGCGGAUUGAUCCGAAAGGCUCCAGUUUCGCUUCUGCCGACAAUGCCCCGUCCAUGGAAAAUCACCGGAAGGAUUUCCGGAAGGCCUUGGCAAUGUACAUCAACGUCUUACUCGUUCCUCCUGGAAUCCUCUGUCCUAAAAGUUCUUGACGAUCUUGGCGUGGGUUUGGAAUCGGAGAUUUCUAGUUAACGUUGCUCCUAAGCCUUUCAGGCUCUUCACCUCGGGAAUACUCUUCCUGUCCAGACGAAUUUACCGGAUACGACAUUUCAAAGCCUUUUGGAGUAUCCAUCCUCUAGCCUUCGAGUUCGAGUUCAACGAUGGGUUCAAGUUGUCGAAUAAUUGCCUUGUUCAGCAGGUCACGAAUUAUUUCUUCCGCUCGACAGUUUGCAGGCCGUUGUCUAUUACCUGGAACAUCCCUAUGAACACGGAAUCUGGAAAUUCGUUGCAACCUAGAAAAGUUAACGAAUGUCAGGGAAUUUAAUUUGAAGUCAGAGAUUCAUCUUUUGUUAAAUGCUUGCUGUCGUGUGCCCAAAAAUGAAAUGGAACAUGACACGUUUUUGUUAUUCACGGGCAGCUUAUCUGCCGUGGACAUAUUUCGAUGAGUUUCGAAGUUUAGAAUUUCGUGAAUGUGCUGAACGACCCGGCAACGUUUCUCAGCGAUUGGACCAAUCUGGUCGAUUUUGGUCUCAUUGGGAACAGCCUAAUUCAUCAUUACGAAAAUUGAUGGACAAGACACAAACACGUAUUCGCCGUAAUUCUUCACUAUGCGCUGCUACACUAGAGUCACAUGAUCGACUGUGCUGCACGGCCUUCCUGUGUUCCCUCAGUCUAAUUUUGAAUCUGCAACGUGUUUGUCGGGGCACUCUUGGCAUGGAAUUUGAUAUAUUCGGAAUUGUUCCUCAAGCGGGAUUUUGUCUUUGAGGUUGCACAACAUUUCCCGUAGUGUGCAGCAGCUUUCGAUGGCUGUCGCAAAUCCAUGUUGGUGUAGGAUGUUUUUGAUCGAGUUUGUAAUAAUUGGAUAAAACGGUGGGCUGAUCCUAACUUUCUCAUCGCUCUCUGGUUGAAGAGUUGUUGCAUUCUGUCGGUGUCUUUUCCGUUCAUGUUUCCGCAGCAUUUUGUUCACAAAGAUUCUGUCAUAUCCAUUCUGUUCGGGGCGAUUUUGUGUAUUUUCUCUCUUUCCGCAUCAAACUCUUCUUUUUCCGACGGUAUAUUGAAAAUACGUUGGGCCAUCGAGUGGAAUGCUGCUUGCUUUUAGGCUCCAAAAUGGUUGGAGUCGAAUGUUAUGAAACGGUCUGUUGAAGUUGGUUUACGGAAAAAUUUCAAGGCUUUGUCUUCCUUUAUUGAGAUGAGAAGAUCUAAAAACGAGAGUGUACCGUUUUGUUCUUUUUCAACCGUAAAUCUGAUCGAGUCGUGUUUCGAGUUCAGUAGGUUGAGCGUUUGUGACAAAUAGCGGUGAAAGCUUACUUCCCAUGCUAAGGCCAAAGUAUUGUUUGUAAAACUUCCCCCGAAACUUGAACAAAUUUUGCUUCAUACACAGCUGUGCCAAAAAGAGAUGUCCCGCAAUGUGGUUCGAAGUGUGGUUCAACGGUUACACUGGGAAACAGACAGGCAACAUCGAACGGUACCAUGAUCUCACUGUGACGUACCUCGAGGUCUUUGAUCUGAUCUACAAGCUCUAUCGAAUUGUUUACACCCUUGCCGUGAGUCACAGGAUAUCGUUUGAUCUCAUCGACCAGCCAAGCAGCCAUUUUCUCGGUUGGUGUACGGUAGAUGUUUGACAAAAUUGGACGCAUAGACAGUGGAUUCUUAUGGAUUUUGAGUAAGCAUUACAGUGAAGCGACCUUCGGGUUUGGUACGUAAAGUUUUUCAUCCCCCAUUAGCCGGGCCACUUUUUGUCGAACAACGUUAGCCUCAUCUAUCAUAGUGUUGACAGGAUCUUUGGCUUUUUCAUUUUUGAAUUUACACUUUUCGUACGGAUCUUCAUUUACCAUGAAUCAUGAAUGGCUGAUUUAGACGGAAGAUCCUGGUAUUGGACCACACUUUCAACACUAUUUAUAAUGUCUGCAAUUGGAGCAGAAGACGGUAGAGUUGCGAAAUUUAACCCUUUGUUAAGGAGGGCUAAUUUAUUGUCGAUCACUUGCAGGGUUUGAUGUGCAGGGUUUGAUUUUUGCAAUUUAUAAAACACAUCACUGGCACACCCACAGCCUACUCGAUGUGCCACGCGCAAGUGACAGCUUGAUUUGUUCACGACUAAAAUAUACAAGGCUUGCUACUCCGCGACUAUCUAUUUUUUGUGAGGUCAGUACAUUCGUUGAAAUAAAAAAACAGUUUUCUCCCCAUUCAUCUCCAAGAUUUGCGCUAACUAAAAAAGACGCCAGCAACCGAUUAAUGCAAAGUUGAUGUGUUAACCCUGUAACGGGUAACAUCGUAAAAACGAUGCGAUCAAACUAAUGACUAUUUUUCCAUGAAAGCACACUCAAAGGAAGCUCAAAUUUUGAUUUUCAUGCAAGAAUAAUUAUCUGGAGAAGCGCCAGGUAAGAAAUAGUCCAAUUUCCUUUUUUCGUUUUUCAUGCUUAACACUUUACCCCUGAUAUUUUUUAAAUCCAAAAUUAUUACAGAAUUGAAAUAAAGCAUGUAAAUUAGACACAGAAGAAAAUUUGAGGUCAAUCAUUUUGUUCUAGAUGUCUUUUUUCUUCAAAAGUGAUAAAGAGAAUAUUCACGUAAUAUGUUUUUUUCGGUUUUUCCCUAAAUUCUUGGCUUUGGCAUAGGCAUUGUCCGGGCCAAAUCAGAUCGCCCCAUGAAUGCCGCGGGCCGCAAUGACCUCUGGUCCAUUCGUGCGCAGAAAAUAUACGGCAGAAAAAACAAUUUUCUAGGAAUCAUCACAAGCAUUAACAGGCGGAAAGCAUUCAGAUCCACAACAUGCACGAAGCAUUGCGACUAAACUGAGCGCAUUAUUUAUUCAAAAGUCCACCAUCAGUCCACGGACCGCACGAAUCAUCUCAAAGGGCCAUCACUGCAUUAGAGGGUUAAAGUGUAUUUGCAUUGCCGUGGUAAGCGGAAGAGAGCAGACACGAAGAGAACCUUCGAAGGGGUUAGCGACUCAUUGUAUUGACAUAAAAAUUGUCUUAAUGGAUAAAAUCUUAUAACGAGUUACAUCUCUUCAAUUUCUGUGCAAAUAAGUGCGAUUGCUCGCCGAACUCGAAUAGUUCCACUUUCAUACUGGCGCGCAAUACAAGGAUUUUAUGCUUGCCCGUUUAUGCUUGCUCAGUUUAGCUUAAAAUGGCGUCGAAACAAGAAGCAUCUCGGGAGCUCGUUGUACACUUCUGCGUACUGCCGCAGAAAUCUCGACCAAAAUUAUCAAUCUUUUUUGGUUUCUUCGAUAUAUUAUUGAUCGGAUAUUUAGUCUAAUAAAUUUGAUUGGCUUAUUUUGCAUGGAAAAUGUCAUAAAAAGUCGGUACUGGUGUCGGCUGGUGCAUGUUGACACGCAAAACGCAUAUUUUUAUUCUGUACAGGACAAUACUUCCAAUAUGUUUUUCUGUGGUCAAUUUAGCAACAUUCCUAAAACACUCUUCUAUGCUUCGAGAACAAGCCAGGUGCUGGAUGGCUUUGUCUACGGCGGGUCUUCGUCUACUUUCCCAACCUAGGCAUGACAAACCAGCGUUAUAACCAACUUUGAAGCGAAUUACAUUUAAACUAAUACUUGGCAUCAAUAUUUAUGUAUCGUCCAUUCGUAAUCGACAAAGGAUAAUGUAAGAAAACCAUUACUCUUACAUGCAUUGAUUUUUGUAAACAAUUGCGUUUGUCCAUCGUAGACGAAACCAAAACUUCAGCAGCAGGAAAGCAGUUUCCGUAUGACAAACUGCCGCUGAACUAGAAAAUUUGUUUCUGUAAAAAAAUGUAAAUUCCGAAAUUUGAGAACUGUAGUGUUAUUCUGCGGCAACGGUUGCUUGGUUGCCUUCCAUGUGUUGAGUUGACAACUGUCAAUUAUGUCGACUUUCCUCGGCAUGCCUACUACGGUUGGAUACUUGAAUAUAUUACUUCUAUACUACACAAGUGGAUCGUGCGUGUUGACAUUUAGAAAACGUUCAACACAAAAAACUGACAAAUUUUGCAUCCAGACAAUUGCGGACUUUCAGAAGUUUCCUCGCUUCUCGUCAUGUAAGAGCUUAACAUUGAUUCAGCAUAGUACACCCCAGAGCGACUUUCCUUUUUGCCUUGGAAGUGCCUUGUUUCUACGGACAAUUCACUUCAAAAUGUCCUGGUUUCUUGCUCGUGAAGCAUGCUCCGUUCUCCCCUGACUUCGAUUGUCGUGGUUUCUGUCAAUUCCAUUCCGGACGCUUGAAUUUCCAUAAUAAUAGGGUCGUGUUAUUCGGAGAGUACUUUCAUCAGUAACGAAACUCCAGGCUCAAGCUGUUGGUCGUAGUCACCAGCUUGGCCACGUAGUCCUUAAUCAUUCCGCACUUCUCGAGCUGCACUCCUAGCACUCGUCGGUCAGCUUCCUUUAGCGUCCAUGAUUCAUGUCCGUACAGGGCCACACCGCAAGGAAUAGAGUACCGUAGAGCAAUAGUCAGUGUGCGAAUUUGCAAACUACGAGACUUCGGCUGGCUACGUAGCCACAGAAGGCUCGUUUCGCAGUUGCAAUUCGAAAAACAGCGGCUUGAAUUUCUUCGGAUUAGAUAAGAUUCUCUUAGGAAGAUACACUUGACGUCGUCGCUUACCUUCUUGGUGGGGGACGUAAAGUCCCCGGUCCUCUGCCAGUCGUUUCCGUCCAGUGUCAAGUAGUUUUCGUCGCCCAUUAUGACCACGACAUCGUGCUUCGCCGGAAAUAUGUUUUUCACCAGCACUUUCAGCCGAUUGCCUGAGCGAUUGCCUGUUACUCCGCAUAAAAAUAUCCAUUUUGGUCAGCUACUUCUUUUUCGUUUAGUCGGUUGCUUCCGUCCCAAAGCACGGAACGAUGAGACCACCUUACUCUCUGUCUUCUUCUUCAGUUUCUGCUUUGCGCAGCACCGUCAGGUGGCCGGAACCAGGCUACUGCAAACAACGGUUGCUCUUUUUUAGAUUCGAAUGCGUAUGGAAAACAAAUCUCAUCGAAACGAACGGCAUGAGCAAUUAAGGCCGUCCUACUUCUCCUAUCCCAGAGACGAUAUUCGUUUGGAGCAUAGUCAAACAUGAUCGCUCCCCGAUUUUUGGCGUCCAGCUUCUUUUAAAUUCAAAACCGGAAUUCAUUCAAGCGCUUUGCAUCCGAGAGUACAAAGUUUCGCGGUCGCGCCUAUUCCGGACCUCUUCCAGAGCUACAUCAGCCAGGAAUCCAACUAUCAAACUCUUGGCUUUUCGGAUUUUGGGUCUAGAAAUAGCUGUUUUUCUCCUUCCGUCGAGGGUACUUCCUCUGUUAGAACCUGUGGCACAGACACCGCCUCUAGAAACAUCUGGACACGAAAGCUCCAGUUCUCAAUUUCUAAUCCACCGAAGAAUUGAGGAAUUCCGUGCGCAGCUUCCUUCAGGGUGCCCGUCGUCGUCGUCAGCUGCAUAGAGCCGUACUGUUUUAAGCAGUUAUCUGCACUCAACUCGAUCUUGGGCCACUCGUCGCCAAUUACCUAGUCCAGUCGUCUCAGAAGUCGCAAAUCACUUUCGAUCUGGUCGAAUCAUCUUACACGUUGAGCCCCGCUGUUCCUGGUACCGCUGGGGUUGUUGAAGAGAACUGUUUUCGUCACAUUGUCGUCCGGCUCAGGGAUCUCUCCAAGCAGUGCCUGUAGCUGUUGAUUCUCCGCUUUCAGUCCGUAGCACCUUCCACCCCAAGUAGAACACAUUUGUCAUUUCUGGUUGCUGCAACCUAUUUAUGACUGAAAUUAGUCAUUAAUCGGUUACUACAACUAGUUUAUAACAACUGUGCUAGUAGGGACUCGAACACGGCAAGGGCGCGAAUGCCCUCCGCGCGCUGCGUCACAGCUUCAAGUUCAUAAAGAAUUAGUUGUCUGAUAUAUUGCUUACUCUUUACUCUAGUGGCGACGAAUUAUGGUCCUCCAGCACAGUACAGAACGGUAGUAAAAUUGUCUGAGAACAUAUUGCUUGAUACAAGAAUCAUCAUUGGUGCUCUGUAGAACGCCAGUUUGUGCGAAUUUGCAAACUACGGAACUUCAGCUGGCUACGUAAUUCGUAGAAAACCCCAUUCGCAGCUGCAAUUCCUUGCUUUACUUCGUUGUCAAACAUGUCACGGGCGUGCCAAGCUAUAUGAAUUCAUCUACUACUUGAUACCGUUCCCCAUCCAGCUCGGCACCCCCACAAACCGCUGCUUUGAUUCCGUUGAUUCCGAUGAUUCCGAUGACAAGAAGCAUGUGAGAUUUCGUGAUGAUAGUCCCGUUCCUUUCCACGUCUGCCGUUCGUAUUGCACUUUCCAAGGCAAUGUUGAAUAGCAGGUUAAAGAAUGCUUUAGUUCAACGUCGGGAAAGCGGCUGAGCUAUUCUACUAUUCUGACGCAUAAUUUUGACUCAUCCAGCGUCGCAAGAAUCAGUAACUAGUAACUAGUUUCGUCGGAAAACCAUGUUCUAGCAUUAUCUACUACAGCUCAUUUGACUGAAUCGUACGCCGCCUCAAAGUCCACAAACAGAGUGCGUUUGCAAGUUGUACUCCCGGAACUUGUCUGGUAACUCGAACUGACGCAGAGUAAAUAUUUGAUCCGUCGUUGAGUGACACUCACGAAAACCAGCUUGGUGCUUGCCAACGAAUGACUCCGAAUGACGAUUUUCUUCUUUGAAAAUAGGACGAAUGGGGCCAUUCAAACACUCUUCCGGCGUUUGUUUUUCCUUCUAGAUCCUGACAAUGAUCCAGAGAGUUGCUUCGUUCAGCUGCUCCUUCCCAGCUCAGCUGCUUUCUUAACCUCCUAUGCCGGCAAGCACGUACUCCUCGUACUUGUGUUUUUUAGACGGUAGGUUCGGUUCUGCAACAGCUCAUUUCGUUUGACUGACUCGUACGUCGCCUUAAUCCACAAACAGAUAAUAAGUAGUAACUGAUGCAGGGUAAUAUCUGGUCCGCAAAGCGGCGCUCACGAAAAUCGAAAUUUAGAACUUGUAACAGGUCUCAGUCUAUAAAACAGGAUGCGAGAGCACCUUAUAGGAAAAAUUGAGCAAUGUAAUGCCUCGAUAACUUUUACACUCCAAUCAAUGUCCCUUUUUUUAAUCCACCCAGAUCCUGACAAUGACCCGGUGGAUUGUUUCGUACAGCCACUAGCUCCGCGCUUUUAGAAGUUGAGCAAGCAUACCGUCCUUCCCAGGAGCCUUACCAUUUUGCAGUUCAUUAAUUGUCUUCUUAACUUCUUUCUGUCUUGAUGGCUCCACAGCCAUCAAGAAUUGUGAUCAAGAAGUUGAAGAAUUUGCCCUUAAUUGCUCACUCACAUACUCGGUAACCUGCAGAGCUCCACCAGAUAACUUGAUGCUGUUGCUUCGCAACCGACUCCGUGUUCUCCCUUUUUAUCGCCCCUGAAGUAGAUGUAAUGUACAUGAGACAGUUAUGCUUCCACCGGCAGUAUACCGGUUGAUCAGUUCCGUAUUUAUAUUCGCCUCUAUCGUACAUACCGAUCGGGACUGGAUCCGAUCAGAAAUUUUACUUCGAUCGGAAUACAACGUAUGCUAGAACACAUGUCGAUCGGGUUGUUUCUGAUCGGAUCGAGCCCGGUCGUAAUCUAGAAUCGAGCCGACUUCCGCUGUUCGUGGCGAUUGAGAGUUUCAGUUUAGCUGUGUCUUUCUCCAGGAAAAACAAUCAAUCCCUUACGAAGCAACCAGGAGGAAUCUGUGCCGAGCAAUUCAUGUAGCUGACAUCCUGAUGGCGAGGGCCAUCAACCAUAUUAGUCUAUGAAUUCAACCAUGACCUCUUCGUAGCAGAAUGUUCCUCCAAAUGUCGCUCCGAAGGACAAAUUAGGACAAGUUCGCACUUCCCAGCUAUUAGCUACUCUAGUAUGUACAUGAAGGUGAAGCAUUUCCAGGUAUGGUUGUCGAUCGUCAUCGUUUCACUCAGAUUUACGAGGAACCGCUAAAUUAAGAGAGUUGUGGAUAUUCUGCAAACAAAAAAAUACUCGAACAUUCAUAGUUAUCACACGAGAUAUGAGAAAAAUGUACUUACGGACCUUAUAAACAAAUCACUGCACAGCCUACUCGAUGCGCAACGCAAGUGACAGCUUGGUUAUUUAAAAUGUUUAUAUCUGACUGGAGGGUGGCCUUAGGGUCCAGUUUUGAGCUGCGUAAUCUCCGCUUCGUUCUACUUAGUAAGAGCCCGACUAGUUGAGUCGGUUUUCCAUCUAUUAAGACCCCCUUUUACGGCUGGUAUCGUUUUCGUAUACUCGCCCACCGGAUAUUUUGAUUUUUGUUUUCGAGGCUUUGUAUCCUUUUCCGGUUUCUCACCCCCGAUCUAUGUGGCCGGAAAACGCUUGGAUAGUGCAUUUAGUCCGUCAGUUUUGUUGCCCUUAGAAUGCCCAUUAUGAUGGGGGAAUGGCGAAAGGUAGGCCACCAGGCACGCACCAUAAAAUGCUUUUUUGCUGACUGAUCUAAACCCGAAACAGGAGGAAUAUAGCAACUGAUGUGGUGUUUAACGUAAUACAGAGAGAGAGAGAGAGAGAGAGAGAGAGAGAGAAAAGGCGACAUCGUUAAACUUAACAUUUAUCUAGAAUGUAUCGAGGUACAUUGAAUAAGAUUUUUACCUAGUACUGCCAGCAUAAAAUAAAAACACAUAUUAAAAUAAAAGUAGAACAGCUACCGCAGCAACGGUGUCGAACAGGAGAGGAAAAAGCAGACAGCAUAGAAUAAGAGGCAUUCCCAUUGCGGGGGAACUACCGGGAGGCGCGCGCGUCCGGCGUUGUAUUCGUUCGUGUAGAUAGUAGUUUGUACAGUUUGUAGGAAAGUGUGCUCGAUCUGUGUAGGAGCAAAAUGUGUAAAAAUCUUAGCUAGGUCGAUAGAAUACAACAAUGUUAUACGCGUAGCAGAAGAAGAAAACUUACUUUUUUUUUCGUUGUACUGUGAAAUUGGGACGGGCACACACCGCCUCCUCCAGGCGGGCGGGCGGGGUUGCGACGUUCUGUUCUGCUUUCUCCUGUCAACGAUGGACAAACGGUCGGGAGAAUGAUGGCAAACUUUGCAAAACAUGUGUAAAAUAGCAUUAGUAAUCAAGCGGAAAGCACUAUGAUAAAUAAUUUUGUGAUAAAAACAACAUAAAUAAAGAUUAAACAAUUAUUAACGAAAAAAGAAAAAAGGUUAAGCUAAGUUAAUGCAACUUUGUAAAAUGGUAAUAAUCAUUCACUAAAUGCGUAAGAACCUAUUACAUGCAAAACAAAGAAGUAAAAAAGCAGCAUACACACUGAACCGUAAGCAGAGUAACUGAUGGAGACAUAGAAUUUGAAAUAUAUGAUUCAUUACUUGAAUUUGUAAACAGGAGACAAACAAAAAAAGAAAACAUGCAUAGUCUGUAGUAUAGAGAAAAAAACAAGAACAAACCAAUACACAACACCCGGACGAUUGUUCCGCAUUGAAAAUAAAAAAAAAUUGAAGCAAAAAAAAAAUCUAGAAACAAAUACCAACUGCUGGUUUAGCAAUGAGAAAAUAAUGAAAUAUAUGAAAAAUUAAAG
Messenger RNA from Sabethes cyaneus, 15787 nucleotides. RefSeq names its product histone-lysine N-methyltransferase Suv4-20 (gene Hmt4-20). Gene Ontology annotation, molecular function: histone H4K20 methyltransferase activity; protein binding. The record is from RefSeq and is a predicted model, not a curated record. Bases 367 to 4317 code for a protein of 1316 amino acids. NCBI's taxonomy places the organism in Eukaryota, Metazoa, Arthropoda, Insecta, Diptera, Culicidae. Gene Ontology annotation, cellular component: nucleus. The transcript is spliced from 2 exons.